AUGGGUGAUCGCGGUGUUUUCCCCAUGUCUCUCCUCCCGUUCAGCCUUCACCACAGCGCUCUUGACGGAGGAGAGCAUCCGCGCGUCGAGUCCAAGUUCCUCGAGGACCUUCCCAUCGAGAUCAUUUUUCGCUUCUACUCUUUUCUGUGCCUUCGCGACCUCUUCAACGUUGCCAGGACAUGUCGGUGGCUUAAUGCCAGCCUCUACAGCAACUUUGCCGCCAUCAGCGCCCGCUGUCUUUCGGUACACGGCUAUCGUUUGGUUCGCUUACCGCCGCUGGCGCCGCAACCAGGCCCGAUCACGAUGCUCGUACCGUCAUCGGUUGCUUUGACUCUCACUCGCGACGAAGUCACCUACAUACGCGAGUCCGAGCACUGCUUGCGGUACAUCGAGGACACCUGUCGCCGUAUAGGCAACGUCAACGACCCGACCAAGUGCUUUACGGUUACCGAUGGCGUCCUCGUUCAUGCGUGCCAGUCUGCUCUCAACAUAGUCGACGGCAUCACGUACCUCGACAUCCACUACGCACCAGACGCUCGCAGGAGUCCGUUCUAUGCCCAGAUGUACCGCUGGUCGUUCCCUGUCAGAGCGGACAAGGUCAUCGCGCUUGCUGUCGAGCCCAUCCACAACGUGAUUGGCGUUUUAUACAGGCAAGGUCAUCGGCCUAACGUCACAUUCUUCUACGAGUUCAAGGAUAUGGAUCUCGGCGGGAUCCACGCCUACUCGAUACUACCUACUCCGGUUCUUGUCGGCUUUCCCACGGACAUUGAUCCGGAGCAACUCACGUCAAGGCUUCUCAUGUCUGGACAACAGGCGUUAGUCUUGGUGGCGAAUACCGACGACUUCGUCGGAACGUACUUGUCCCUUGUUGACUGGACCGAGUGGGAUGCGGAUGAGGUACAACAGAUCAUCAUCACGAUCCGAGAUGAGAGGAUCUCUGACGUCGCUUGGGUGAGGCGCGGAGAGUUCAUGGUCGCGACGCUGGAAGGUCACUGCUACCUUAUGAAGGCUAGCACGUCCGGUCCUCUUCAGGCUUUUGUCGUGGCGCGCUUCUUCCUGCCGGACAUCAGUGGUCACACUGAGGUGAACGGCCACCACAUCGUUGUGUCUUCCGGUGCCGCGCGCGUACACGAAGGACUCUCCGGAAUUGACACGUUCUACGAGACCCUACGGGCGAGGCAGCAUAACAUCUUGGCGCCGACUGUUCGCUCCGAUAGUCGGGACAGUCUUCUAGUCUCCUCGAUCGCCACGUCUGUAGACGGUCAAGUCCAACCUGGCCACAUCUACUCAAUCGUUGUUCCCCUUCGGGAUGUUCUCGCAUUGGUCAACUCGCCCGCAUUCCUCCGCCCGACAACUCUCGACCAAGUUCGCGGCGUCGGGACGUGGAUUUUCUCGUGUAUCGAGCCACAUCGCCUCAUGACGUCGGAUCGUUGGUUCUUUCGGGUUCCGGUCUCCGUUCACCGCAACCUCAACUACUGCGACUAUACGCUUGCCGUGGUCGGUACUCGGACGGUCGAACUUCAAAACACCGAGCAUCCUCUCAUACGCGAGGCCGUCCGCCGUCAUCGUUCGCUAGCGCAACCGAUUCCGAGUGACUGUCUCAUCCUCACGGACUACAAUCCUCGCUUGGUGCAACCGAUGGAUAUGACGACGCCAAUCGACAUCACCGGCGUUUCUUCCGCCAUGGUGCCUACUGGCACUUGGCGCGAUAUCCCGGAGAUAAGACGUCUGGAGCGGACGGUCACUCGCCGUACUGGCCUUAUGGUCGACAACGAGUUACACCCGGUGUUUAUGGAGGACAUUGUUUGCACGUUGCCCCACCGGCAAGUGGCGACGUACCCGCUAAGCCCGCUCACCUUCUGCGUCCUCGAUGAGCGUCGCAUUUGGUUGUACACCUGGGUUACGGGGACCGCUAACGCGGAUUGGGAUGUGCGCCUCCUGGUUUGA
Messenger RNA from Peniophora sp. CBMAI 1063, 1947 nucleotides. NCBI's taxonomy places the organism in Eukaryota, Fungi, Basidiomycota, Agaricomycetes, Russulales, Peniophoraceae. The record is from the annotation of a GenBank genome assembly.